AGUGGGCUUUGAACAAAGGAACUAACUAUAAAGAAAAAAAAAAUGAGAUGGAUGGCAUUAUUAUCAAAGUAAGAGAUGGGGGGACGGAAGGGGUGUUAUGCGAUAGGGUUAAACAGGCGAUGGUAUUCAUUGACACUAAAACCAAGUGAAGGUCAGUUUUUGUAUUUGAUAAAGGGAGCAUCAAAGUUAUUAUUGUCAGAGUUGGCAUGCAUUUUUCAUUGUAAGAAUGUAAGACGGUGAAUCCAAGUACCAAAAUACAAAAAAACCAUUGAAAUUCAUACUUCGGUGGAGGUGGGGGUCCCCCUUUUUUUUUUAAUCAAAGUUUCUGGCUUUGCAAAGGUUAAUUAUAAAGAAGUUCCCAUAUUUUUUUGCAAAACCCAAAAAGGAAGAGGGGUCAAGUUCGGGUUUUUAUUUAAUAGAUAUUUAAAUAGAGUGUUUGGGUUUUUUUGGAGUGAAGCGUGGUGGCCUGGUGGGGGUUGAAAUCAGAAUAUAUGUGGGAUAAGAGGAGGGUAAGGAUUUUUGUAGUGGUGGCGGUGCUGAUUCAAAGGAGAUGAGUGGGAACAUUCUGAGAUUUGGCUUUUUGUGGGAAAAUGUUAAAUAGAAGGGAUAGAGGGAAGUGAUGGGUGUCAAAAGAUGAGGACCAGCUCCUCUUUUUGAUGUGAUUUUUGGUCGGGUAGUUUUUAUGCUAUGUGGGGUUUGGUUUUCUUGUUUUUUCGUUUUGGUGUUUCUUUGGUGUUGUGGCUAAAAGGAUAAUAGCGGUUGCUUCAUGCACUGCAGUGGACAGUUAACAUCCUGCUUACUCUUUGACUGUUAAUGAUAUAUUGAUGUUGGAUUCUUGAUACUUGGAAGGGCAAUAAUAGUAAAGGGAACUGCUUUGGGACAUAUAAGGCUCUUUUCUAGUGACCCCUUCAAGGUUUUCUACCUUAAGCAUAGGAGUAAAAGAUAUAAGAGGAAGUGAAAUUGUGUGAGUGUUGGAAAAUACAAUUUGUUUAGCCAAGAUGAAGUUUAUGAAACUGGGGUCCAAGCCUGAUUCAUUUCAGACUGAUGGAGGUUAUAUCAGGUUCGUUGCAAGUGACUUAGCAACUGACAUGGUCGUUAACGUUGGGGAUGUGAAAUUCUAUCUCCAUAAGUUUCCGUUGUUAUCCAAAAGUGCACGCUUGCAGAAGCUGGUUGCAGCAACAAAUGAUGCGAAUGGUGAUGAAAUCCACAUUCAAGAUAUACCUGGUGGACCUGCAGCAUUUGAAGUAUGUGCUAAGUUUUGUUACGGAAUGACUGUCACUCUCAAUGCGUACAAUGUUGUCGCAGCUCGAUGUGCUGCUGAAUACCUCGAGAUGUAUGAAACUGUUGAGAAAGGAAAUCUCAUCUAUAAGAUUGAUGUCUUCCUGAAUUCGAGCAUAUUCAGGAGCUGGAAAGAUUCCAUCAUUGUUCUUCAAACAACAAAAUCUUUGCUUCCAUGGUCGGAGGAACUAAAGGUGGUCAGCCACUGCCUUGAUUCAAUAGCUUCCAAGGCUUCAAUUGAUACUUCCAAGGUGGAAUGGUCGUAUACCUAUAAUCGGAAAAAGAUAGCAUCAGAGAAUGGAAAUAGUCCACAGUGGAAUGAUGCAAGAAAACCACAAAUGGUUCCGAAGGACUGGUGGGUAGAAGAUCUUUGUGAGCUUCCUAUUGAUCUAUACAAGCGCGUGAUUGCGACGAUUAAAACAAAAGGCAGAGUUUCUGGAGAUGUAAUUGGAGAAGCCCUAAAUGCAUACACCCUAAGAAGAUUGCCUGGUUUUAGCAAGGGUGUGAACCAGAAUAUUGAUUUCGUAAAGUAUCGGUCAUUGGUGGAGACCAUUGUGUGGCUGCUGCCAACUGAGAAAGGAGUUGUUUCUUGUAGCUUCUUGCUUAGAUUAUUAAGAGCAGCAAUUUUUUUGGAUUGUGGAGAAACAGAGAGAAAUGAGUUGAUGAGGAGAAUUGCUCAGCAGCUUCCGGAGGCAACGAUGAAUGAUCUAUUAAUUCGAGCUCCACCUGGUGAAGCAACAGUAUUUGAUGUUGACAUAGUUCAAAACUUGGUUGAGGGGUUUGUGACUCACAGUUCUCAAACUGAACCCGUAGAUAAUGAAUUCCUCGGGAGUAGAAGCCCCAAGUUUGGACCUGAUGCUUCUAAAGUGUUGGUAGCAAAGCUAAUUGACUGUUACCUAGCUGAAAUUGCACAAGAUCCGAAUUUUCCUCUUUCAAAAUUUGUCAAUCUUGGUGAAACUAUAGCUAGCUUCUCGAGACCUUCUCAUGAUGGACUUUACCGUGCCAUAGACAUGUAUCUCAAGGAACAUCCUGGAAUCAGCAAGAGUGAGAGAAAGAGAAUAUGCAAGUUAAUGGACUGCAGGAAGCUAUCGGCUGAGGCCUGCAUGCAUGCUGUGCAAAAUGAGAGACUCCCGUUGCGAGUCGUCGUGCAGGUCCUCUUCUUUGAGCAAGUCAGGGCUACAGCAUCAGCUGAAAACAGCACGUCCGAUCUCCCAGGGUCCAUCAGGGCCCUUCUCCCUGGUGGGUCUCAUGGCAGCUCAAGGUCCACUACAACGAACACCGAAGAGGAUUGGGAUUCGGUGCCAACAGCUGAUGAUAUCAAAGCUUUGAAAGGGGAGCUUGCUACUCUAAGAUUAGGCAGUAAUGAUAGUGGAAAUGAAGCAGCUAAAUCCGAAGUCGAAAAGGUUGCUGCUAGUCGAAUGAAAGGUUUGGUGAUGUCAAAAAUAUUCUCGAAACUUUGGUCGAGUAAGGAAAGACAUGGUGAAAUUAGCAGCUCGGAUACAUCAGACAGCCAUGGAUCUGUGAAUGCGGAAGAAACAAAGUCCACCCCUUCUAGAAGUAGGAGACAUUCACUAUCUUAGUUCAGGAUGAUGCCCUUAGCAGAGCAUUAAAACUUGCCUUUUGUCUGGCUUUGUAAAAUUGUCUAAGAAGAUGACAGUAGGAGACUAGAACCAACUGAUUUUUCUAGCUAAGCUUACCACUUUGGAUGUUUCGAGCAAAUGGAAUGAUGCACGUUGAAUAA
This is a messenger RNA of Gossypium arboreum, 3019 nucleotides long. Its product is annotated as BTB/POZ domain-containing protein NPY5-like. NCBI's taxonomy places the organism in Eukaryota, Viridiplantae, Streptophyta, Magnoliopsida, Malvales, Malvaceae. The coding region runs from base 999 to 2858 and encodes 619 amino acids. Gene Ontology annotation, molecular function: protein binding. The record is from RefSeq and is a predicted model, not a curated record. The transcript is spliced from 6 exons.